This is a messenger RNA of Penicillium bovifimosum, 2910 nucleotides long. Its product is annotated as mRNA transport regulator MTR10. Gene Ontology annotation, molecular function: small GTPase binding. NCBI's taxonomy places the organism in Eukaryota, Fungi, Ascomycota, Eurotiomycetes, Eurotiales, Aspergillaceae. The record is from RefSeq and is a predicted model, not a curated record. The transcript has 6 exons. Bases 1 to 2910 code for a protein of 969 amino acids. Gene Ontology annotation, cellular component: nuclear membrane; cytoplasm. Gene Ontology annotation, biological process: protein import into nucleus.
AUGGCCAGCAAGGAUGCCGGGCAGGCAUUUGCCCCGGUCCUGGCGGCCGUCGCGACAAUGCAAGGCAAUGUGUCAAGGUCCGAGAAGACUCAAGCCCAUGAAUUCCUCGAGAAGUUCCAGAAAUCAAUUGAGGCCUGGACAACCACCCAUGCUUUAUUACAGUCCCCCGAUGUGCCGGUUGAAGCCAAACUGUUCGCCGCGACUACACUGAAAGGAAAGAUUACUUUUGACCUUGACCAACUUCCUCCGGAUUCGCUAUUGGCCCUACGAGACUCAGUCCUGAACCUUUUGGUGGCAUUUGCACCUGGCCCGCGCCCGAUCCAGACCCAACUAUGUGUAUGCUUGGCCAGUUUGGCGAUUCAGAUGGUAGCAUGGAAAGAUGUUCUGGCAACCGUCGGAGCAGCUUUGGGAAGCAGCGCGGGAGACUGUGUGCUAGAAUUCUUGAAGAUCUUGCCCGAGGAAGUGACCGAAGGUCGCAAGAUCAAUCUCAGCGAAGACGAGUUGCUUUCGAGAACCAAGGAGUUGCUGGAAGACAAUGCCGAGCAGGUCCUGCAGCUGAUGAUUCAGUAUUCCCAGUCAUCUCCUACCGCCGCCACGAAUCCCCGCCUUCUCGAUUGCAUUACCUCGUGGCUACGUGAAAUUCCCGCCGCCAAAGUCGUGGAGUCCCCUCUCAUGGACGUCAUCCUCAAGGCAUUGGAUAACGAUGUAUCUUUUGAAUCUGGUGUCGAUUGCAUUUGCACGCUCUAUCGCGACACGAAGGAUGUGGAUGAGUCGCUGCCCGUCAUUCAAGCCCUUUACCCACGAUUGAUGGCACUCCGCCCAAAGAUUGCCGAAACAGCAGAGUCCGAAGAUUUGGAAGCUUUCAAGGGCGUCACAAGAAUGUUUGCAGAGGCUGGUGAAGCCUGGGUUGUUCUUGUUGCACGUUUGCCUGACGAGUUCCGGGGUCUCGUCGAGGCGCUUCUUGAAUGUUGUGCGCGGGACUGGGAGCGCGACGCAGUGUCACUGACCUUCAUCUUCUGGUAUGAACUGAAGCAAUACAUUACCCUGGACCGAUACACGGAUGCCCGAGUCAACUUCCAGGCCAUCUUUUCCCAACUGGUGGACAUCAUGGUGAAACACCUGGAGUUCCCCAGCCCGGAAGAAGGCGAAGCAGAUUUGUUUGGUGGAGACCGCGAGCAGGAAGAGAAAUUCCGUCAGUUCCGCCAUGCGAUGGGUGAUGUCCUCAAGGACUGCUGUGCUGUUGUGGGUGUGAACGACUGUCUUGGUAAGAUUUACCAAUUGAUCCAACAGUGGGUUGCCAAGUACGCCUCGCAGGCGAGCAAUGAGCAUGUUCCUCAUUGGCAGGAGUUGGAGGCCCCUCUGUUCGGUCUCCGCGCAAUGGGUCGUAUGGUGGACCCAGAAGAGAGCACCAUUCUUGGGCAAUUGGUUCCUUUGAUCGUUCAGAUUCCUGAUCAGGAAAAGGUACGAUUCCAGGCGAUCAUGGCGCUGGCUCGCUACACGGAGUGGACUGCUCUCCACCCCGAAACAUUGGAAGCCCAGCUCAACUAUGUGAUUUCCGGUUUCCACCAUUCUUCUCAAGAAGUUGUGCAGGCCUCUGCUCUUGCUUUCAAGUUUUUGGGAACCGACUGCCAGAAACUCCUUGGUGGCCAUAUCGCUCAGCUUCAUACCUUCUUUGAGUCCGUCCUUGACAAGCUGAAGCCCGCUAGCCAGGAGGAAAUUACUGAAGGUGUUGCCGCUGUUGUUUCCGUGCAGCCUCUUGAGAAAAUCUACGAUUCCUUGAAGAUGUUCUGCGAUCCGAUCAUGGCCCGAAUCAUGAACCUUGCCAACAAUGCACAGGACGAAGAAGGACAGCGCGCGGUGGCUGAUCACUUGCAGCUGAUUACCAUAUUUGUACAGGUUGUUACUCCCAUCGUCGCACCGGGAGAAGAAAACCCUGCUGUGAAAUACUGCGGGGAGGUUCUGCCUAUCAUGACCACCAUUGUCAUGAACUUUACAUCCUCCACGCCCAUUCUCGAGCGAGUGUGUCGAUGCUGGCGGUACAUGAUUAUCUCGUACCGCACUGGCAUGAUUCCUCUUCUGCCUACUCUGGCGGAAAGUAUUGCCAAUGGCUUCCAGGCCUCGCGAGAGGGUUGUUUCCUUUGGGCUACGGAUGCAGUCGUGCGCGAGUUCUCUGACGGUGCGGAUUAUGUGGACCAGGCCACCAGCGAUGCCGUUUACCAGUUCUAUGAACAACAAGCCAUUGCUUUCCUGCGUAUCCUGAAUGACCUCCCCCCACAGAAUCUGCCCGAUGUGAUUGAAGACUUCUUCCGCCUGUCCUCCGAUGCCGUUCGAUACUACCCCAAAAAGUGCAUCAGCUCGUCUCUUGCCGUUCCUAUCUUCUCUGCAGCGCUCAGUGCUCUCACACUUCAACAAGUCGACCCUCUUAUCGCCACGCUUCACUAUUACCGGGACCUGUUCAGCUUUGCAUUUGACAAGCCUAUGGUCUCUGAGUUUACCAGCCCCGAAGGCCAGCCUUACGUUACCCCUCCCGAGGUUCGCGAGGCUGUCAAGGCCUUGAUCAUGUCGCAAGGCCAGCCUUUGACGCAGCGUGUGUUGACUGGCAUGAUGUUCACUUUCCCCGGUGACUGCUUCCCUGAUGCUUCGGGUGUCAUGAUGACAAUGUUCGAACUGCUCCCUCACGAAACCGGCGCGUGGCUGCAGACUACCCUGCAGAUGCUGCCGAGUGGCUCUAUCAAGCAGGGAGAGGCCGAGCGACUGCUGAAGAAUCUCUCCGAUAAAGUACAGUCAGGAGAAACUCGCAAGAUCCGUACUCUACUCCAAGACUUCACCAAUUCGUAUCGCCGACGAAACGUGGCCCCGCGUGAUGGCCUUGGCCGUCUCGAGGCCACCCGGUUCCGAUUCAGCGGAUGA